Molecule: messenger RNA, 1685 nt
Organism: Danio aesculapii
Lineage: Eukaryota; Metazoa; Chordata; Actinopteri; Cypriniformes; Danionidae
Exons: 11
Coding region: 36-1568 (510 amino acids)
Biological process (GO): protein folding; response to endoplasmic reticulum stress
Cellular component (GO): endoplasmic reticulum
Source: RefSeq, a predicted model, not a curated record
GGUCAGUCAGUUUCAUCUGAACUCCUGCAGGCAGUAUGAAGGUGUACGCCACGCUGUGCUUUAGUGUGUGUUUAUUUUUACACCAAACUCUGGCGGAGAGUCAAUCCGAUUUAAUCGUCGAGGACAAAGAUGUGCUGGUGCUGACAAAAAGCAAUUUCCACCGAGCUCUUAAACAACACGAGCAGCUCCUGGUGCACUUCUAUGCUCCUCUGUCUGGCCAGUCUCUGGGCUCGAUCCUUGAGUUUAGAGAAGCAGCCGGAGCCCUGAAGGAAGCAGAUUCUAAUGUGAAGCUCGGAGGAGUGGAUGUGAAGAAGGAAAAAGAGCUUGCCGAAUCCCUGAACAUCACAACACUACCAUCAAUACGACUCUACCUGUCUGGAGACAAGAAUAACCCAGUGUACUGUCCUGUUCUUAAAAGCUCCGCCUCCAUCCUGACAUGGCUUAAAAGAAGAGCAGGGCCGAGUGCUGACAUCAUCAGUAAUGUCACACAGCUGGAGAACUUCAUGCACGAAGGGGAGCUUGUGGUGCUUGGAUUAUUUAAGGAUCUUGAGGAAGGCGCAGUGAACAUGUUUUACGAAACCGCUGCAGACGUGGCUGAUCUGCCUUUUGGAGUAACGGGCCAUCAUGAAGUUUUCAGCCAGUUUGAGAUCAGCAGAGACUCUGUUCUCCUCAUCAGAAAGUCUAAACCUGACCAGCAGUUUGAGAUGGAGAGCAGCACAGUGAAGACAGACCUCGUUCACUUUAUCAGACUGUAUGAGAUGGAACUUGUGACCGAAUACAAUGGCGUGACGGCAUCUAAGAUCCUGAACUCAGUGAUACUGGAUCAUUUGCUUCUGUUCAUUAGUAAGACUGAGGGAGGAUUUGAGGAGAUCUACGACGCUUAUAAAACCACUGCAGAAAAAUUCAGAGGGAAGAUUCUGUUUGUGCUGAUCGACGUGAGUGAGCUACGCAAUGGCCGUAUGAUGGAGUAUUUCCAUGUGAGGUCAGAAGAGGCUCCUCAGGUCCGGAUGGUCAAUUUAUCAGACAACCUUCAAUACCAGCUGCCAUCUGAUCAGUUUGACACACACACUCUGAUGGAGUUCUGUCUCGAUUACCUGGAUGGGAAAGCUAAGCCUAAGAUGCAAAGUGAGCCAAUUCCUGCAAACUGGGACACGCAGCCAGUUAAAGAACUGGUUGGGAUGAACUUUGAAAAAGUGGCCUUCAACCAUAACAACAACGUCAUUGUGUUGUUCUAUGCACCGUGGAACAGGGAAAGUCGUGCUCUGUUUCCACUGUGGGAGGAGCUUGCUGAUCACUUUAGUCAAAAUCAUGAUGUCGUCGUCGCCAAAAUUGACAUUACUGCCAAUGACAUACACCUUCAUCUGGGAGAGAAAUAUCCAUCCAUCAAAUUAUUUCCAGCGCUUUAUUCAGAGAGAGUGGUACCAUAUUCCGGCAAGAGGAAGCUGAAGCCUAUAGUAACAUUUAUGAAAACAGAGAUCGAAAAAGCCAAGACAGAGAAAGCCAAGGAGGAGCAGCGGAGAAAGAAAUAUCUGGAAGAACAGAAAGCUGCACAGAAAGAGGAACUCUAAUGUGGGGUUUGCUGUUAAUUUGUUCGACGUAUAAAUGUAUGACUUUAAUAAUAAGUGAAAGAUGUAUUACACUGAAAUUAAAAUACUGACAGUAAAGCACUUGCAAAAAGUACUACA